Blepharisma stoltei is the source of this 2229-nucleotide messenger RNA. The record is from the annotation of a GenBank genome assembly. Lineage: Eukaryota; Ciliophora; Heterotrichea; Heterotrichida; Blepharismidae.
AUGGCAAACAACAGUUUACAAAUAGCUCCCAUUAGUGCAAACUCUAGAGAAUUUGAAACCGAUUCGUUCUUUCAGUCAGGAAAAAGAAGCACUCUUACGCUAUUUAGCUCUUAUAGAAAUCCAACCAAAUUGUCUCAAUUUAAAAUAAUGAAAUCACUUGACGAAGACACUCAAUAUAAAAUUGAAUUCCAUUGGAGUCAUUUUUUUAUCGCCGUAGCAAUCCACUUUUCACAUAUUUUCUUUGGGCCAUUUAUUCUGCCUCUACUUUAUCUAGUUUUCGGAUAUUGCUUGUGUUCAAAUAUGAGCUUUUGCUUUAGUCGGCUGUAUUUACUUGAGUUUUUUUCGUUCAUGUGAACUAUUAUAACAUUUGUAUUUUGCUUUGUAAACCCUGAGCAAGCUCAUGAAUGAAUAGGGCUUGUAUUCUGUAGUGCAGCAAUUGUCGGAUUGAAGACGCUUCUGCUUUCUAUUAAAUACGGAUUUUAUAGUGAAAAAAGAUGAAAAGAAAUGAAAGAAAAGACAAUCGACAGAGAAAUUCUUAGAAAAGAAUUUAUUAUGCGUUCCUGACUUAAUAUACCGCAAGAAGUAAUUGAUUGGGAGUUGGAGAAAAGCUUUAUAAGGCAGAGCAAGUCUCCUUAUGAACUUUGUGUCUCUUUCGAGACUCCUUUAGGAGAUAGUUGCCAUAAGUACCUUACUGACCUUAUCGAAAAAAGUGGAGUUGAAAUUUUUCAUGAUAAUUCAUCACACUGCAAAAAUACUCAGUGCUAUCCUCUUAUAGUCAUAGCAAGCUUAUAUGUAAAACAAAUAUCAGAAGAUGUAUAGCUCAGGCACGAUAUUAGACAGUCUUGGGCUCUUUUUUGAUGAGCAACCCGAAUUUAUUCUCCAGCUUAUAUUGACGAGCCGACUCGGGGAGUUGGCAAAUGCUUCUUAUUAGGGAUAUUUGUCAGCUUCACGAGUUGGCUUGUAAUAUAAGCUGGAGAACUAGCCCAGGACAAUCUGAUAUCAUGCCUGGGCUAUAAUUAGUAAAUGGUGUAUGCGUUUUACAAUUUUAUUAUCACUAAUCUACACAAUUUUACCUUUUAUUGCAAAAUAUUGGAUUUAUGGAAGCUUCGCAAAUGAUAACAACCCUUUAUUUAUUUUAUUUGCAGUUAUAAGUGGUUUAUUUUCUCUAUGAGAAGUUUGAGGCUUUUUGACGUUCAUUUACAUUGGCAUAUGUGAUAUCAGAAGGAAAAAACUACUUAUGGAUGAAUGCACUGCAAUGAUCAGUGACUUAGAAAUAAAGCAUACGAUUACUUAUCUAAAUGACAUCCCUGUAUUGGAUAUGCGAGAUCCAAGAACUAUUGAGUCUUGGUAUUCAUUGAGAGUUGCACUUCUUGAUUUUGGCCGAAAGUAUACAGCUCGGGUGUUUGCAUACAUCUCUCUUGUCUUGCCUCUGUCUAUUACUAUGAUUUUAAUUUAUUUUUUGCAAAUUUUUGGGAUUAUAGGUGGUGCUUCAAGUGGUGCCUUAAUUUCGCUUCUAUAUCUUACUUUAUUAUGCUUACUCCCCCGCCCCUCCGUGAGUGAACAAAAAAAUUUUGUUCACUCAAGGAGGGGGGUUAAUUUUUUUUUUAAAAAUAUUUAUAUAUAAAUUUUAUAGAAAAUAUUUUUUUCGAAAUUUAAAAAAAAUCCUAAUUUGCAAAAAUUGGAAAGCAAAUAUUAAUGUAAUUUAUAAAAUUUAUGUUUUAAAAAAGCAAUUCGUUUAAAAUUAAAUAGAAUUAGCUCUAGAUUUCAUUAUACUAAUUAUCAUUUAUAUAUCAAAGAUUUUUUCCAUAAAAAAUUUUUCUAUUAAAAAAAUUUUUGUUCAUUCACGGAGGGUGGAUUUUUGGGCUAAAAAUAGGGAUUUUUCUAAUGGUUUUGUUCACUCACGGAGGGGGGGAGUUAGGAGUUGUGACAUAUAUGGUUUUUUUAGGUAUUGAAUCAAAUGAAGCAUUUGGCAUUCAUAAAGAUUUAUUAUUAAAUAUAAUAGGAAAUAUCAUGAAAGAAAAUGGAUACUCUGACAAUGAAAUUUCACCUCUGGCAUCACUAAGGCUUUUAAACUUUGUAGUUAAAAAAUUAAAGCAAGAUGAAGCCCUAAGGCCAGUAAAAAUAAUGUGGAUUAGAACAGACUCAGCUUUAUUUACAAAAAUAAUUGCUAUAUUACUUAGUGGGCUUAUUGCUGUACUUCAGUCAUUCGGGAAGCAGUAUGCAAAUUAA